AUGGCCAACUGGCGAGAGGACUAUUAUGCGGGUCUAGUGGCUCGUGACGAACGCGAGCAAGCAAACAGCAGUCUCUACGAUGCUUACACUCGACUCGCCGACCGCAUAGCUACCAACGCCGUACUUGUCAACAGGCAGCAAACUCAACUAUCUCCGGAGGUAGCAGGCAACCCCGUUUCCCCGAAAAGAGCCUCCACUCCUUCCCAGCAACAACCACAAAACAGUAACACAGGUGCCGGCGCCGCGUCACAGAAUGUCCUUCUAGCAGCUAGGGCAGACUUAGCCGCCGCCCAGCGAUCCCGCUCUGAGCUUCAGGAACAACUUACCCGCACGACGACGGAGUUGGAUAAAUUGAGAUCCAGGACGCAGCAAGAUUCAAGAAGAAUAGCGUCCUUAGAAGGCGAGCGGACGCAUCUGACUCUUCGGUUGAAAGACCGCGAUGAGGAGUUGCGUGGAAAGGCUAAGCUACUAGAUAGUGUUCAAGAUGAGCUAGCAUCGCUCAACUUACAGCUCAACAUGGCUGAGGAUCGUUCCAGUAAAUUACAGCGGGAGAAUCAGGAAUUGAUUGAUCGGUGGAUGGCCCGUAUGGGCAAAGAGGCGGACGCCAUGAAUGAGGCGUCCAAGUUCUAG
Messenger RNA from Talaromyces amestolkiae, 630 nucleotides. RefSeq lists its product as uncharacterized. The transcript has 3 exons. The coding region runs from base 1 to 630 and encodes 209 amino acids. NCBI's taxonomy places the organism in Eukaryota, Fungi, Ascomycota, Eurotiomycetes, Eurotiales, Trichocomaceae. The record is from RefSeq and is a predicted model, not a curated record.